CUUUCUGGUGCGGACCGCGAGCGGAGACUGAGAGCGCCGCCGCCGGAGAAGACCGACCCUCGGCCAGAGCCAGCCCGUGGCGCCCGGGCCUGGCUGGCUGCUUCCGCCUCAGCCGCAGCUCCGGCUCCCGCCGCCGCAGACACCGUCCAGGCGAGCGCGGCGGAACGCGAGGUCCUUCGGCCCAGCCCGGUCCGGUGCGGCCCGGAUCCGUGGCACGGGAGGACCCCUACAGUGAACCAUGAGUCGGUAAUGCCCACUGAGGACUUCUGGGAGCCAUGUCAGACGAAUCUGCCUCAGGGAGCGAUCCAGACCUGGACCCGGACGUGGAGCUGGAGGAUGCGGAAGAGGAGGAGGAGGAGGAAGUGGCAGUGGAGGAGCAUGACAGGGAUGACGAGGAAGACCUGCUGGAUGACCCAUCCCUGGAAGGCAUGUGUGGCACUGAGCAUGCCCAGCUGGGGGAAGAUGGGCAGCGGCCGCCGCGGUGCACUUCAACUACCUCAUCUCAGUCUGAGCCUUCAGAGCAGCUUAGGCACCAAGGCAAGAUCCUAGCAUCCGAAGACCCCAAAAAGAAGAGAGCUCAGAAGCCCUCUCAUAUGAGAAGAAACAUACGAAAGCUUCUCCGGGAGGAUCAAUUGGAGCCCGUUACCAAAGCAGCACAACAGGAGGAAUUGGAAAGAAGAAAGCGCCUGGAGCAGCAGAGGAAAGAAUACGCAGCCCCCAUUCCUACUGUCCCUUUGGAGUUCCUACCUGAGGAAAUUGUCUUACGAGCAAGUGAUGGUCCACAGCUCCCUCCUCGGGUCUUGGCCCAGGAAGUUAUUUGUUUGGACAGUAGCAGUGGCAGUGAGGAUGAAAAAAGCAGUCGAGAUGAGGUGAUUGAACUGAGUUCUGGAGAGGAGGAUACUCUGCACAUCGUGGACAGCAGUGAGUCUGUCAGCGAGGAGGAUGAGGAAGAGGAGAAGGGUGGCACCCAUGUGAAUGAUGCCUUAAACCAGCAUGAUGCUCUUGGGCGGGUCCUUGUCAACCUGAAUCACCCUCCAGAGGAGGAGAAUGUCUUCCUGGCCCCACAGUUGGCACGGGCUGUGAAACCUCAUCAGAUUGGUGGGAUCCGGUUCCUAUAUGAUAACCUAGUAGAGUCUUUAGAGAGGUUUAAGACCAGUAGUGGCUUUGGCUGUAUCCUGGCCCAUAGCAUGGGUCUUGGGAAAACUCUGCAAGUGAUCUCCUUCAUUGAUGUCCUCUUCCGUCACACGCCAGCCAAAACAGUCCUUGCCAUUGUGCCGGUUAAUACUCUUCAGAAUUGGCUGGCAGAGUUCAACAUGUGGCUCCCGGCUCCUGAAGCUCUCCCAGCUGACAACAAGCCUGAAGAAGUCCAGCCACGGUUCUUCAAGGUUCAUAUCUUGAAUGAUGAGCACAAGACGGUGGCAUCCCGUGCUAAAGUGACGGCUGAUUGGGUUUCAGAAGGUGGAGUGCUGCUGAUGGGGUAUGAAAUGUACAGGCUGCUCACUCUGAAGAAGUCCUUUGCCACAGGUAGACCCAAGAAAACCAAGAAACGCUCUCACCCUGUCAUUAUUGAUCUGGAUGAAGAAGAUCGACAGCAGGAGUUCCGCAGAGAGUUUGAGAAAGCCUUAUGCCGCCCUGGUCCUGAUGUGGUGAUCUGUGACGAGGGCCACCGCAUCAAAAAUUGCCAAGCCAGCACCUCACAGGCUCUGAAGAAUAUACGUUCUCGUCGGCGGGUAGUGCUGACUGGGUACCCUCUACAGAACAACCUCAUUGAGUACUGGUGCAUGGUGGACUUUGUGCGCCCAGAUUUCCUUGGUACUCGCCAGGAGUUCAGCAACAUGUUUGAACGCCCUAUCCUGAACGGGCAGUGUAUUGACAGCACACCUCAGGAUGUCCGCCUCAUGCGCUACCGGAGCCAUGUUUUGCACAGCCUCCUGGAGGGCUUUGUGCAGAGGAGAGGCCAUACUGUAUUGAAGAUUCACCUCCCUGCCAAAGAAGAGAAUGUGAUCCUGGUGCGGCUUUCUCAGAUCCAGCGAGAUUUGUACACACAAUUCAUGGACCGUUUCCGGGACUGUGGUAGCAGUGGCUGGUUGGGGCUGAAUCCUCUGAAGGCUUUCUGUGUGUGCUGCAAGAUCUGGAACCAUCCUGAUGUUCUAUAUGAAGCCCUUCAGAAGGAAAACCUAGCCAAUGAGCAGGACCUAGAUGUGGAAGAGCUUGGCUCAGCAGGGACCAGUGCCCGUUGCCCACCACAGGGCACAAAAGUCAAGGGAGAAGAUAGCACCCUGGCUUCCUCCAUGGGAGAAACAACCAAUAGCAAGUUCCUACAGGGAGUUGGCUUUAACCCUUUUCAGGAGCGAGGCAAUAACAUUGUUACAUAUGAAUGGGCCAAGGAUCUUCUGACUAAUUACCAGACUGGAGUCUUAGAAAACUCUCCCAAGAUGGUACUGCUUUUCCACCUGAUUGAAGAAAGUGUGAAGCUUGGGGACAAGAUCCUUGUCUUUAGCCAGAGCCUUUCUACCUUGGCUCUCAUCGAGGAGUUCCUAGGGAAACGAGACGUGCCCUGUCUGCCUGGUGCUGAAGGGCAAGGAACACAGAAGUGGGUUCGAAAUGUCAGCUACUUCCGGCUAGAUGGUAGCACCCCUGCCUUUGAGAGAGAGCGGCUCAUUAAUCAGUUCAAUGAUCCCAGCAACCUCACCACCUGGCUGUUUCUUCUUUCCACAAGGGCCGGAUGCUUGGGUGUGAAUCUGAUUGGUGCCAACAGAGUGGUGGUAUUUGAUGCUUCCUGGAACCCUUGCCACGAUGCUCAGGCAGUAUGUCGGGUAUACCGUUAUGGCCAGAAAAAGCCCUGUCACAUCUAUCGCCUUGUGGCUGAUUAUACUCUUGAAAAGAAGAUCUAUGACCGGCAGAUUUCCAAGCAGGGCAUGUCAGACCGGGUAGUGGAUGACCUAAACCCAAUGCUGAACUUCACCAGGAAGGAAGUGGAAAACCUGCUGCACUUUGUUGAGAAGGAGCCAGCUCCCCAGACAUCUUUGGAUAUAAAGGGGAUCAAGGAGUCAGUCUUGCAGCUUGCCUGUCUGAAGUACCCUCACCUCAUCACCAAGGAGCCUUUUGAGCACGAAUCAUUGCUCCUCAACCGAAAGGAUCACAAGCUGACCAAAGCUGAGAAGAAAGCAGCAAAAAAAAGCUAUGAGGAGGACAAGCGUACAUCAGUACCGUAUACUCGCCCAUCGUAUGCGCAGUAUUACCCUGCCAGUGACCAGAGCCUGACCAGCAUCCCUGCCUUCAGUCAGAGGAACUGGCAACCAACACUGAAGGGUGAUGAAAAGCCUGUGGCCAGUGUUCGUCCUGUACAGUCCACCCCCAUCCCCAUGAUGCCCCGGCAUGUCCCACUCGGUGGCAGUGUAAGCUCUGCCUCCAGCACAAAUCCAUCUAUGAACUUUCCCAUCAACUACUUGCAGCGGGCAGGAGUCCUUGUGCAGAAAGUGGUCACCACGACAGAUAUUGUUAUUCCUGGACUCAACAGCUCCACAGAUGUUCAAGCAAGAAUCAAUGCUGGUGAGAGCAUCCAUAUCAUCCGGGGGACGAAAGGGACAUACAUCCGCACCAGUGAUGGACGGAUCUUUGCUGUCCGGGCAACUGGCAAACCAAAGGCCCCUGAAGAUGGUCGGAUGGCUGCCUCAGGUUCCCAGGGGCCUCCUCUUGCAUCCACAAGCAAUGGCAGACACAGUGCCUCAUCACCCAAAGCCCCUGAUCCUGAGGGGCUGGCCAGGCCCGUCUCUCCUGACAGCCCAGAAAUCAUCAGUGAGCUUCAGCAGUAUGCAGAUGUGGCCGCUGCUCGGGAAUCCCGCCAGAACUCCCCCAGCAUCAGUACCGCCCUGCCUGGCCCCCCAGCCCAACUUAUGGACAGUAGCACCAUUCCUGGGACAGCUCUUGGAACUGAGCCAUGCCUUGGGGGUCAUUGCCUCAAUAGUUCCCUCUUGGUGACUGGCCAGCCCAGUGGUGGCAGGCACCCAGUGCUGGACUUAAGGGGCCACAAGCGAAAGUUGGCCACUCCAUCUGCCACCCAGGAGUCAGUCCGUCGGCGGUCCAGGAAGGGCCAUCUGCCAGCCCCCGUGCAGCCCUAUGAACACGGGUAUCCAGUCUCUGGCGGGUUUGCCAUGCCACCCGUCUCCUUAAAUCAUAACCUCACCACCCCCUUCACCUCCCAGGCUGGGGAGAAUUCCCUAUUUAUGGGCAAUACCCCCUCCUACUACCAGCUGUCCAAUUUGCUGGCAGAUGCCCGCCUGGUGUUUCCAGUGACUACUGACCCUCUGGUGCCAGCAGGCCCUGUCAGUUCCUCUUCCACGGCUACCUCAGUCACUGCCAGCAACCCCUCCUUCAUGCUCAACCCCUCUGUGCCAGGGAUACUACCCAGCUAUUCACUCCCAUUCUCACAGCCACUCCUGUCCGAGCCGAGGAUGUUUGCGCCUUUUCCUUCCCCUGUCUUGCCCAGCAACCUUUCUCGGGGCAUGUCUGUCUACCCAGGAUAUAUGUCCCCACAUGCAGGCUACCCAGCUGGUGGCCUUCUCCGGUCCCAGGUGCCUCCAUUUGACUCCCAUGAGGUUGCCGAGGUGGGGUUCAGCUCCAAUGAUGAUGAGGAUAAAGAUGAUGAUGUGAUAGAGGUCACUGGGAAAUAGCUAGGAAGCCCUUUCCCACCUCACUUGGGGCCCCUAGCAGGUUGCCCACCAAACUGGAAGGCAGUGAACCUGGUCUUUCUAAAAAUAGGGUACUUGGCAGGAGGGAAAAGAAGACAAAGAAGAGUGGUUGGCCGUUAUGGCAGGGCUCUAUUGCUGUUUAUUAGAAGAUGAAAAAGAAAAGAAAAAACCCAGAAACCCCAGCAGAGCUGCAAUAGUGGGAAAUCAGGGACCGAAAACAGGGAUGGAGGGGUAGAGCAACCUGCCUCUUCCUUCCUGCCUUGCUUAUGCUGUCUGCUCAUUUGCCCAUCUGAGUGUAGAAGAGCUCAUAUCCCUUUUUGCCUUUGGGAACAUCUCUCCCAAGAGAGCUAGCUGCCUUACUGAGUGUCUUAGUUUGGCCUGGGAUGGGAGAAGAGAGAGGGGGAAUGAGGAAGAUGAGGGCGGGCGUGGGAAACAGACUGAGAUUCCAUGUGAAGUGGUAUCUUUUUAGGAGGUAGGAAGGAAGCAGAACAGGUGUGUGUGUGUGUGUGUGUGUGUGUGUGUGUGAGAGAGAGAGAGAGAGAGAGACUACACACAUAUGUAUGUAGCAGAAUGGAUCAAGGUGGGAGGGGAGGGAGGGGAAAAGUAAGGUAAAGUAAAGAAAUGAACUUUUCUUUUUUAAAGUGUAGAUCAGAGUGUGGUGGUUUAUGGCUACUCACUUGAACAUCACUUGAGUCCUGGAGAAGAGCCGUGGGCAUCAUUUCCUUCCAGACAGGCAAAGAAGGCCAUGCUAACUCGAGGCCCUAGUUUUCGGAGUCACGUGUUUAAGUUGAGGGGCAAUCAUGAGAAAGGGAGCAUUUCCAGUCUCCUACUCUCCCCAGUGGUCAUCUCUGAGUAGAUGUCUCUUUCCAUACAGGCUAGACAUACAGGCUGCAGUGAGGUUGAGUUAUGUCGUGGUUAGAAAAGACAUGCUUCACCAGGGCAGAUCCAAGCCCUUCUCUCUCCCUCCCUGUUAGAGAGCUCCAUGUUAAUUUAUUUCUUACGGGCAAUUAUUUAUUAUCUUCAUUUGGGGCAAGGGUGGUAGGGGGAGGUUAUAAGAAAGAUAGGAGAUAGUAAAGGAAGUUCUAAGAUAUUCCAGACCCCCUAGCUGCUGGUGGAUUAAAAAAAAAAAAGUUUCAGAUGGACGGUGAAUUAAUUAACCAGGGGAUGAGAAUUAGAAUUAACCAAGAGUUAAAGCGACUGUGUUGUGGGGAAGUAGCCUCUCAGGAAAAUCAGGGUGCCCUGAGACUGGCUAGUUGGGGGUGGUGAGACUCAUUCCACAGAAAUUGAAACUUGGGAUCAUGGACUUUGCUACUGGGAAGUAAGUAACCUCCACGUUUGAACUGUUAUCUUCUAUGAUGAUUUUACAGGCCAGUUCUCUCUGCUGAAUAGUGAAACUGGAUAGGUAGUUGCCGGGUUGAGGUAAUGGACUAUUGGUUUCCAGUUGGGAAUUGUCUUGGCUUCCUCAGCAUAUUAGGGGGUCAGUGUGGGCCUGAUUUCUGUUGCCUCCAUCUUCUCUGAAGGGUGUGGGGAAGCCCUUCCAUUGUCUGGCUUUUGUUUUAGAACACAUGACUUAUUCUGGUCUCCCUCCCUAUUCUAAAUGCGAGGGCAGGAGUUUCUAGUGCUUAAACAUAAACACUGGCUGUUUCUUGGUGUGUACUGUGUCCUAUAGCUCCCCUGCCCCCGAAUAUUUCCAGGCAGUUCUUUGUGAUGAAUAACACACAUGAUGGUGCCUGACUUUCCCACCUUUCCUUGGCUCCAACCUGAUUGGGCAACUGCUAAAUCUGCCUCUUAGUCCAAUAUGCAUCUUAACUUGCAACUCUUGACUAGUGGCUUCCAUUGUUGGGGGAGGAGGGAGCUUUAAGGCAGAUACUGGGGUUUUCUCAGACAGGGAGAUGCUGAUGGGGUAUGUUGUAUGUUGUGUGUGUACUGCCCAGAACACCAAAAGUGGACUUUAUGUUUUCAUACGCACCCUGUCAGACACUGAACUCUUCUACUCAUAGAAGCCUUAGAUCUACAAUUUAGCUAUGCAAAUUAUUUUAAUAACUUAAAAUAGCAGUUCCAAUCAGUGCUUUCUCUGAAAUGUAGCCCAAAAAUAGAUAGUUGAGGCAUUUUAAUUGGAGUGGGCUCUUAGGUUGAAGCUGGCGCAGUGUGAGCGAGCUAGUCCUGAUCUCUGUAAUUUGAAAAACACACACAGAACUUGGGUUACAUCAAUGCCUCUGGAACACUGAGCUCCCAGAGUUGUGUGUGUUAGCUGUGUCUGUGUUUAUGUCUGUGUGUGUAUUAUAUAGAUGCCUCUCAUACCUUGGAACACUGAGCUCCCAGAGGGGCUGUGUGUGUGUGUGUGUCAAGUGUGUCUGUAUUUAUGUCUUUGUGGGUACAUGGAUGCCUCUCAGACCUUGGAACAUUGAGCUCCUAGAGGUUGCAUGUAUCUGUGUCAAGUGUGUCUGUGUUUGUUACAUGGGUGCCUCUCAAACCUUGGAACACUGAGCUCCCAGACUUGUAUGUCUGUGUGUAUUCCUUGCCAGCCAGGGAAGUGGGUGUUUCUGUGUUCACAAAUAGGAAAUCACUAGAAAUCAUUUCAGUAGGGAACUGAAACCAGUCAGUUUUUAAGCUGCCAGGAAGUAAAUGGGUAUUCUGAGAGAUGGCAUGUGUCUGUCCUACACGCUGUCAUUCCAGGACUUUGAACUCACUUCAGCUUAGCAGAGGCCAUAACUCUAGGCAAGGCUUCUGGUUAAAAAAGGCUUUUUGUGAUAAUGUGCAGCUUCUGUUGCAUAGCGGUGGAAUGAGAGCAUGGGAGAUUGAAUUGCCUGUUGAUUCCGUGGACUUUGGCACCUGUACCUCCCAUCCAACAAGUCUAAAAUAUUUGGCUUUUCCUGUGGGCUAGUGGGGAAAUGUGCAUGCACAGCAAACAUGAGCAUGUGAUGAGGGGCGUAGGGAAUGUACAGUUAGUACUGUACUUAGAUUGGAAACACUUGAUAAGGGGACCUGUUGGCCUAUGCUUGGAAUCCUAGCCCUCAAGAAGCUGAGGAAGGAAGAUCAGCCUGGUCUACGCACACAGUGAGACCCUGGGCAAAGGCAGACAAAGAUCAGACUCAUGCAUUUUCUCUUCACUAGUUCUAUUUAUCUUUCAUGGAAUGUUUUGAAAGUUCUCUCAAGUCCAAUCAUUCUGGUGUAUUCUAAAUUCUGAUUCUAGGGAACACUACUAAAUGAUGCAGGAUGACACUUGAGAUACUUGAUUCCCUUUUCUUAGUCUGUAUCCCCUCUGGUAGGAAUGGAGUAGCUAUUCAAGAAAGGAAGUACAUGACCCCUGUUGGGUCAGAUCCUUCUUGAUAAGCAUCUUUGAAGUCCUCGACCCUUUGAGUUAUGCUACUUAAGUAUCUAUUGUUUCCUGGCUUAAAGAUAAUGCUGGCUGGUCCUUGGAACUCUUUUCUAGGAGUUUAUGUGUACAUUAUAUAUUUGUGACUUACAGCUAAAAAUGAAGUUCCUCACUCUGGGAGCAUGAAGCAAAGAGCUGAUUAGUUGAAACAAAGCAUGAGCCAUAUAGAUGGGACUGCUGGUAGCAAGCAGUCAGUAUCUUUAAGCCUGACAUUUUUUGCUCUGGAACUGAAUACUCCCAUGGGUGAAGAUUUUCUGGAGGCUUUACAUUCCUUGUUCCUAGACAGACUCUUGGCAUCCCCCUUCCCUUUGGUUUCUACAUGGCCAGACCUGAGACAUGGCUUUCUGUGCAUUCAACUAGGUUGCUCUCUCCCCAUCACAGAUGCUGAGAGAAGUCACCCUUCCUCCAAAGGAUGACUGUGGCUCCUCUGCUGACUAAUUCCCAGGAAAUCAGCACCUCCAGGCUGAGCUGAAAGUGCUGUGCUCUGCCCAUUGCUCACCAUCAGAUUCCGUUUCCUUUACACUGACCUUUGCCCCUGUGUCUUCAAGUUGCUGUGAUCCUAAAUGUCUGUUCUGUGCCACUAGCUUGGCUCUAGGCCUUUUACGAAUACCUGAGUCCUAUAAUGAUGAACUAAGAAGGCAGUGUCCACCCUCUUUGCUUUUCAGGGACCCAAGUCUGCGCCUUUCCCCUGCCACAAGUCUGUUUGCUAUAGUCACCUAGUGUGCUGGGGAGAGAUAGCCAGGCAGACUGCAUAAUCUACAAUGUAGAGGGCUGAGGGAGGUUUGGGCACUCUGCUACCACUACUAGGAUGAUGUUCAGAUGAGAGGGGACCUCAUACUGUGACCUGACCCAGGACCCUCCCUGGAAGAGAGUUCAGCCCAGCUGUGUUUGAGUGUGUGUGUGUGUGUGUGUAUGCGUCUGCAUGUGUGUGUGCUCAUGUGCACUGUGGUGUAAAAUGACUGUUAUCUGGUUGUGUAACUCAGGGUAGGCUGGGGACUCACCAGAAGAAUCCCUCCAGCCUGCCCAAGACAGGUUUUUUCCUUGUACCCUCUUCAGAGGGAUCAGAGAGAGGGUCCAGGUGGGUUGAAGGGGUUGUAAUGGAUAACCACUAAGGCCACACUGCUGCCAGAGGAGUUGGGGGAGGUGGGAGGAGAUGGGUUGCCCCAAGGCCCUGGUACCUGGCUUUAGUUUUCUGUCUUCUUUCCUCAGGACGCCCCUGAGGCCCGGGACCCAUGCCUGGCUUAGAGGACCAUCUGUGGCUGGUGAUCCAGCUGCUAGUGUGAUCAUGGGCUUCCCUCUCUCUCAGCAGGGCAGGCACUUCUGCCCCAGAGACUGGGCAACUGGCUGUUUCUAUGACGUAUUUAUUUUUACUUGUGUUUCAUGUCACUUUUUUAAAAAAGCAAACAGAACAAUUGUAAGUCAGUAUAACUGCCUAUCAGUUUUCUUUAUUUCUCUUUUUGUAAAAUAAAAUUUAAACUCGA
Molecule: messenger RNA, 9548 nt
Organism: Alexandromys fortis (reed vole)
Lineage: Eukaryota; Metazoa; Chordata; Mammalia; Rodentia; Cricetidae
Gene: Rad54l2
Product: RAD54 like 2
Exons: 22
Coding region: 276-4673 (1465 amino acids)
Cellular component (GO): nucleus
Molecular function (GO): ATP binding; ATP-dependent chromatin remodeler activity; ATP hydrolysis activity
Source: RefSeq, a predicted model, not a curated record